ACUGUUCUUCUCCACAGCGUAUAAGACCACCGUAGUUCGGGCACCUUCAGAUCUUGUCUCUUUCCUUCCUCUCCCCGUGUGAAACCGCCAUGGCCAUGGAGCUUCGCUGCAGUAGCAUACGGAGAGGAGCCUCUGGAUCCUCGAUUGCGUUGAUUCUUCUGCUCCUCAUCCAUGGAGCUCACUCCUUCUACCUCCCUGGUGUCGCUCCUCAGGAUUUCGAAAAGGGCGAUGAGCUGAAAGUGAAAGUGAAUAAGUUAACUUCCAUAAAGACACAGCUCCCUUACUCCUACUACUCUCUCCCAUUCUGUCAACCGGCAAAGAUUGUGGACAGCGCUGAGAAUCUCGGAGAAGUCCUCCGUGGUGAUCGUAUAGAGAAUUCUGCAUAUGUGUUUAAAAUGCGGGAGCCACAAAUGUGCAAUAUCCUCUGCCGGAUCACUCUUGAUGGAAAAAUUGCCAAAGAGUUCAAAGAGAAAAUCGAUGAUGAGUAUCGGAUCAACAUGAUCCUUGAUAACCUUCCUCUGGUAGUUCCGAUCGAGAGAGUAGACCAGGGUUCUCCGUCCGUUGUUUAUCAGCUCGGCUAUCACAUCGGGCUUAAAGGCCAGUACGAGGGGAGUAAAGAACAAAAGUACUUUAUCCACAACCACCUGUCAUUUACAGUCCGCUAUCACAGAGAUAUGCAAACUGAUGCUGCGAGAAUUGUUGGGUUUGAGGUCAAACCAUUCAGUGUCAAGCAUGAAUAUGAAGGUAAAUGGAACGUGAAGGCCCGUCUGACUACUUGUGAUCCACACACGAAACGCUUGGUUGUUAGCUCGGCUACCCCUCAAGAAGUUGAAGAAAAGAAGGAGAUUAUCUUCACGUAUGACGUAGAUUUCCAGGAAAGCGAAGUGAAGUGGGCAUCCAGAUGGGAUGCGUAUCUUCUGAUGAGCGAUAACCAAAUUCACUGGUUCUCUAUCGUCAACUCUCUGAUGAUCGUCCUGUUCCUCUCGGGUAUGGUGGCGAUGAUAAUGCUGAGGACCCUUUACCGAGAUAUUUCGAGGUACAACGAGCUCGAGACUCAAGAGGAAGCUCAAGAAGAGACGGGAUGGAAACUUGUCCAUGGCGACGUCUUCCGGCCUCCAACCAACUCAGAUCUGCUCUGUGUCUAUGUCGGGACAGGUGUCCAAUGUUUUGGCAUGGUUCUUGUCACCAUGAUCUUUGCCAUGCUCGGGUUUCUCUCGCCUUCCAACAGAGGCGGUCUCAUGACAGCCAUGCUCCUCCUCUGGGUCUUCAUGGGUCUCUCUGCCGGCUACGCCUCCUCCCGUCUCUACAAAAUGUUCAAAGGGACCGAGUGGAAGAAAAUCGCCUUCAGGACAGCAUUCAUGUUCCCGGCAGUCGUCUCAUCCAUCUUCUUCGUCCUAAACACCCUCGUAUGGGGACAGAAAUCAUCAGGGGCUGUACCCUUCGGGACAAUGUUCGCUCUGAUUUUCCUCUGGUUCGGGAUCUCUGUCCCUCUCGUCUUUGUCGGGAGUUACAUCGGGUUCAAGAAACCAGCGAUGGAGGACCCAGUGAAAACCAACAAAAUCCCGAGGCAAAUCCCGGAGCAGGCUUGGUACAUGAACCCGAUAUUCUCGAUACUGAUCGGAGGGAUCCUCCCGUUUGGGGCAGUAUUCAUCGAGCUCUUCUUCAUCCUCACGUCCAUAUGGCUGAACCAGUUCUACUACAUCUUCGGAUUCCUAUUCCUCGUGUUUGUGAUCCUCAUCGUGACUUGCGCAGAGAUAACCAUUGUCCUCUGCUAUUUCCAGCUCUGCAGUGAGGAUUACCUCUGGUGGUGGAGGUCUUAUCUCACUUCAGGUUCCUCGGCCAUAUACCUCUUCGUGUACGCAAUGUUCUACUUCUUCACGAAGCUUCAGAUCACGAAACUCGUGUCGGCAAUGCUCUACUUCGGGUAUAUGCUCAUCGCCUCGUACGCGUUCUUCGUGCUGACGGGAUCCAUCGGGUUCUACGCUUGUCUCUGGUUCACGAGGCUCAUCUAUUCUUCGGUCAAGAUCGAUUGAUUUUUUUUUUCUCCGGAGCGAGAAAGAUGGAUGUUUCAGAAACAGUUGGUCUCGGAACUUCAGAUCAGUGGGGGCUGAAUCAGUCCUCUCUCUCUAUAUAUAUUAUAGUGUUUUGUUUGUUAUUUCGUUUUUUUUGUUCUAAGACG
Molecule: messenger RNA, 2179 nt
Organism: Tarenaya hassleriana
Lineage: Eukaryota; Viridiplantae; Streptophyta; Magnoliopsida; Brassicales; Cleomaceae
Product: transmembrane 9 superfamily member 8
Exons: 7
Coding region: 90-2033 (647 amino acids)
Biological process (GO): protein localization to membrane
Cellular component (GO): membrane
Source: RefSeq, a predicted model, not a curated record